AGCCCCGGCGUUCGGCCCUUGCCAGGGUAUAAAAGCUAGGGCUCUCCACUGAGGGGGCCAGCACGAGCCAGCCUACCCCACACGGCACUACAAGCUGUACACGCAGAAUCUCCUGAUCCCUCACCAUGUCUCAGACCGCCAAGUCCGCCUCCAGUCAGGGCACUGAUGCCAAGGACAAGGGAGCCCCUGCCCCCGCUGCCACCAGCAAGGCCACCAAGACCGGAGACCCUGGCAUGGGAAACUUCAAAAUCAUGCUGUUCGACCAGGAGAACUUCCAGGGCAGAAUGAUGGAGAUCCAGAACGAGUGCAUGAACGUGUGUGAACGCGGCAUGGACAGAGUGCGCAGUAUCAUCGUUGAGUGCGGCCCCUUUGUUGCCUUUGAGCAGACUAACUUCCGUGGGGAGAUGUUCAUCUUGGAGAAGGGAGAGUACCCUCGCUGGGAUACCUGGAGCAACUCUUACCGUAGCGACUGCCUCAUGUCCCUCAGGCCCAUCCGCAUGGACAGCAUGGAGCACAAGAUCUGUCUGUUUGAGCUCUCCGACUUCAAGGGCAAUAAGAUGGAGAUCCAGGAGGAUGACGUGCCCACCCUCUGGGCGCACGGCUUCACUGACAGGGUGGGCAGCGUGAGGGUGCCCGGCGGAGUGUGGGUGGGUUACCAGUACCCCGGAUACAGAGGCUACCAGUACCUGUUUGAGUGUGGUGACUACAGACACUACAACGAGUUCUGUGCCUUCCAGCCCCAGAUCCAGUCCAUGCGUCGCGUCAGGGACAUGCAGUUCCAUCAGCGUGGUUGCUUCAACCUCACUUCCGCCAGCAAGUGAGUGAACUCUGGUGGACGGAUGCUGUAACUGCAGCCAGCCCUCCCUCACUCAACCCGCCCAACAGGCGCUUUUUAUUUCUCCAACCCUAUCCCUCCUUUCCUUCCCUUCACCCACCCUCAUCCCUCCAUCCUAAAGGGAUAGAAUGACAGCAUCGUACCAACUGGAACAACCUAAAUGACUUUUUAUGAUGCCAAAUAAUAAACAUGUUUUGAAAAACUUGAA
Salvelinus sp. IW2-2015 is the source of this 1043-nucleotide messenger RNA. RefSeq names its product crystallin, beta B1 (gene crybb1). The record is from RefSeq and is a predicted model, not a curated record. NCBI's taxonomy places the organism in Eukaryota, Metazoa, Chordata, Actinopteri, Salmoniformes, Salmonidae. Bases 126 to 821 code for a protein of 231 amino acids. The transcript is spliced from 6 exons. Gene Ontology annotation, molecular function: structural constituent of eye lens. Gene Ontology annotation, biological process: lens development in camera-type eye; visual perception.